UACAGCCGUCGUAGUCGGACAUACCGGUGUGCUUACACUUAGGGUUUCUCGUUUGUUCGGUGAAUUCGUCGCGCGGGUUUAGUUCACAAGUUUUGUGUUAAACGAAAUUUCCUAUUUGUUUCGAGAGAGUUUUUUUUUAUAAAAAAAUCGAAUUUCCGUUUUUGUGCUAGUAAGACAUCACUUGAUCGGAACGUACAAACCAACGAUUUAUCAGCAAGCUACUGAUGACAUGUGGUUUUUACUCGGAUGAUUCCUAUUUGAUUGGUCGCGAGGCCGUGACUGGCAAUGCCGUAGCGACGCGGUACCGGAAUGACAAACAGCCCUGGGGCCUACCAUGCCGCCACCGCCGAAACCAAACGUAACACCGGCCACGCAGCUGCAAUUCCUCCUCGCCGCCAGGACGCUUCCUCUCACUACAUCAUGCCGGCCGACCCACACAGUUGUUGUGAACCAGCACCGACAGUUCUUUCCGGAGCAGGGAUUUGCCUGAUCGUAUUGGGUUACACUAUGUUUGGUGCUUUCACGUUCAUGACGUUGGAAAGCGGUCGAGAAAGCGUACAGCAAAUCCGACAUGGUCAACACCAGCACCAGCACCAGCAGCCGGCACCGCCAUCGCCUCAACAACCGCAACAGCAACAGCUGCAACACAAUAGAAUGGCGACGGUGGCCAACGAUAAACUCAGAGCGCAGACGGUGGAAAAACUGUGGAAGAUCACCGAGGACCUGAACAUACUGUACAGAGACAACUGGACCAGGUUGGCCGAACAGGAAAUUCUCAAGUUCCAGGACUCUUUGAUAAGAAAAUACGGCGGCCCUAACCAAUUGGACCGCAGGCACAGGUGGAACUUUGCGUCGUCCUUUUUGUACUCGUUGACUUUGAUAACGACAAUCGGGUACGGGAACGUGACGCCACAAACGCCUUGGGGCCGUGUUAUAACCAUAUUGUACGCUUUGGUUGGCAUACCUUUGAUGUUGCUCUACUUGUCCACCAUGGGCGAAACGUUGGCGAAAAACUUUAGGCGCGUCUAUUCCAGGAUGUGUUCGAUGCCGUCCCGGCGGGACGACCGCGAAGACGGCUGCGGGAGUAGCAGCAGCAGCGUUGGAGCCAACAUCGGCGGCAAACGUGCGCCGCCCAAUACGGUAUCGAACAACCACGUAGGCGUCGCAGGAGGAGGCGGUGGCGAUUUCGUCGACUAUUACCGAUACGACUUCGAGACGGUGUCGGGCGCUACCUCGCUGCCGCCCGUUUCGCCGACCUCGGCGGACGUCGGUUACAGUGGAGGCCAAAAACGGGUGCCCGUCCUAUUGUCGCUGUCCGUAGUAGGUCUAUACGUGGCUCUGGGCGCUUUUAUCUACCACAAGCUCGAACGGUGGACGCUGCUGGAAGGGUCGUAUUUUUGCUUCACAAGUUUGGGCACCAUCGGGUUCGGCGAGCUGGUUCCCGGUAGCGUCGAGGCCACCAAGGACGUGUCCGUGUUCGUGUCGUCCGGUUACAUACUAGUGGGUAUGGCCGUGGUGGCCAUGUGCUUUCAGCUACUACAAGACGAACUGGCGGCCAUCGCCCGGAACUGCAGUUGGUGGUGGUGGUGGAGCCGGAAAGAGUACGAGGACGCCGCCAACCAGUCAGUAAUGGCGGCCAGCCCGACGCGUAACUCCUGACAAACGGAUUUCGGGCCGGCGACGGUUGCGGACAGAUCGCCGCCGUCGCCGCCACCCGCUCAAAAGUUACCGCUGCCGCCGCCGGCAUUCGACGACCAUGACCGGCUUCGGGGGAGCGUCCGGAACGUGGCCGUUCCUCUGCCCCCGCCGCCGUUUCAACGGUCUUCGGCCGGCCGUUGUUCCGUGCAACCCAUGAGCCGGACGGUGGCCACCGCGGCUACCACUACCGAGUACUUCAUACCGCGCAGCGCUAGCGAACACAACUUGUGUUCUACCAUCGAACUAGAGAAGUUGCCGCCACUACCGCCGUCCGCGCUGCGCACAGGUUCGGCGGCACCUCCGCUCAAGCCGCCCUACGUCGUCCGAUCGCACCGCGACAAAAUGGUCACGUUUGAAGACGAAAAUCCAACGUUCAGAGAUCACCGUAGUAAGGUGUCCAGCAUCAAUGAUUUGGUCGUGUAAAUAAUUUCAGUAUUACCACAAAUUAUAACAACUUAAUGGAUAAACAAGUGCUCAUUUUAUAAUCGUUUCGUUAAGUAUAUAAGUAUUCUGCUAAUAGUUUGUACGUUUAAGAUAACCCCCAAAUGUAAAUUAAACGUAUGUUCUUGCGUCCACACAAAAAAAAUAUCAGUUAUUAUCAAUAAUAAACAGAUGGGUUUGUAAACAGAUAAAUUAUUAAUAGGGGUGGCCUGUAGUUCAAAGUGCACAAUUCACCUUUUGGUAAAAGUUAUGCUGUAUCCGAUUAACACUAUUGAACAAUAUUUUCCAAUAGUAACGGUGUAUGCUCUCAUAUAGGUAUACUCGUUAUAGGUAUAUUUAUGUACCAAUAAAUACUCAUAAUAUUGCAGUCAUUUUCAAAAGUUUAAAGUAUAACAUUUUGACAUUAACGUGUAUAAUAUCUACAGACGCAAAUAUUUAAUGUGUGUAUACUUUACUAUUUAUUCGAACUGAAAUAAACUAAAAACAAGCCAAACCUUAAAUAUUCGUUAGUUUUUGGUUUAAGUCUAAUUUGAUUUUUAUAAAGAUCUCGUUUUAAGUUAUUCUAGUAUACGCGAGAGUCCCUGGGGGUAUUUUAUAGCGUUAUGGUUUGUUAUCACACAAAACAACGCAAUAAUUAUUCUGCACGUGCUUAUAUAGGUACCUCCCUCCCCUUCUGCUUGUCUUAUAAUAUCAUGAUUUGCAUCAUUAAAACCCAAACGAGAUUUCGAAAACGAACAACCAUCAAAUAUUCAAAAAUAUUCAAGCCCGAAUUGAAGCUAAUGUUUUACAAAGGUCAGCAAAUAAUUAUAUUAUAGUAACAACGGAUAUCAGGUCGCCAACACAUCCAGUGACGGUCAUAUUAUACAAAAAAAUAAACUAGGUUAUUUUAUUGAUUUUGAAUUUGCACGGUGAAAUGUGAAGACAAAAUUAUAAAAUCGUGUAACACUAUUCCGAAUUCCAUAUACAGGGUGAUUUUUUUAUCGUGAGCCAGUCAAUGGGUUAAUCUCAAUGGGUUUAAUUAAUAAUUUAAUUAUUUUUUUUAUAGUAUUUUUAAAUAAUGUGAUCUCAAUUUUCCACAAAUAUCCGCAUUACUUUUCUACAUCUUCCCUAACUAAUUAUUUUUAUAUAAUUUUUUGUCACUUAAAUGGUAACGCUUACAUUUCAUUAUCGUUUUAAAUUGAGAAUAAUGUACUAAAAAUGUUGUCUGGUCAAUAACCAUUUUUGGAUAACUAUUUUUGAUGUUUUAAGCUUAGGGCAGGAAGAAAGGUGGAGUGAGUAUUAUAUUUUAUCUGUGCGCACUUCCCAUUCCGUCCUAACUUUUAAACUCUUAUAACUUAAAAAAUAGUCGUUUAAAACUGGGGAUCAACCAGUCAACAUUUUUUGUAAAAUUUCCUUAAUUUAAAAAGUUAAUAAAAUAUAUACGUUACCGUUAAAGUUUUAAAAGUUGAUAUAAAAAUAAUUGGUUUGGGAGGGGGUUAAAAACAUAAACAUUUGCGAGAUAUUAUGAGAUAUUGAGUGGCUCACGAUAACAAAAUCACCCUGUACAACGACAGAGUACACAAAUAAUCCAUCAAUGAACUUGAUUGGCCCCCCGCUUGACUGGUAUGCCUUAUUAAUUUUAAUUUCGACAACACUUUAGCUCUGGAUUCGUGUACCCCGCGAGUAUUACCUUUUUCUUUUUUUUUAACGAAGCCGUUUGAGAAUUGCUCUUCCGAGGUGACGAUGGUCGGACGUGCGGCAUAUUCGAAAUUCUUAGACGUCGCGUAGACUGUACAUACACCGAGUUUGAGUAGGGUACACGUCCCUAGCGGAUAUGAUAAGGAGAGAAAAAUAAUGGAUGGAUUUCGAAUCAAACGACAGCGGCCAGGUCCAUUAUCUAGUUGCAAGUCCCAUCGGAGUGACCACGGCAGAAUCAUCACGGGAAAUCGUGUGAAAUAAAAAAUGAAAUCAUCUUACCCGGCUGCCAGUGGAAAUCCUCUAGUCGUCCCUAAUGUUAUUGUGUGUCUGUUGCCGCGAGCGCACCACACCACACAGCCGUAGAUACCCAAACCGGAGCGAGCCCCGAGUAGCUUAAAUUGUGUUCUUGCUUAAGCCGUUUGACGUUGAUUUACAUUCGCCGUCUUAAGAGGGCCUUAUGAAUUAUAAAUGUGUUUUCGCGUCAACGAAUACUUGAUAACCCAGCGGAUAUCCCCCUACGGGCCAACGACGACGCCGGCGAAACGAUAAAAACGUUAAAAUAAUAUCUGUCAGCGUCGAGUGCAGCUGAAAUCCGCCAAUUAUCAUAUCCGCCGUCGCAUCCAUCAAACACCAAACAGCAAGACUUAAAACUUACAAGGCACCGCGCCAAAAAUCCCACGACAUUGUUUACGGCCGACACUCUUUUUCUUAAUUCGGUCCAAUCUCGUCUUGCCAAUAUUUUAAUAUGCAAGCGAAAAACGAAAAUCAUAUUCUGCUAAUUACACUGUCACCGUCUUGACAACAAUGUUAUCACUAGUAUCCACAAGGCUGGAACGUAGCGAGACCGGCGGUCGACCCAAAUUUGAUUUUGCCCAACCUAACGGGAACGCUCACUUAAAUGUCUUGAUUAGACAGAGCCCAAUACCGUCGACUAUGCCGGAUAGCUAAAUAAUUGAAAAUCAACACUUACAGACAAUUUUCUCGCCGUCGACCAGCAGUAUUUAUUCGUCGAUAUUGAGCUAUUUGUCAACCGGCAUUGUAAAUAAAUCCAUUAAUAUCCCUGUCGGCUCUCUCUCUCUUAUUGUCUGUCACUUUUCCUUUGUGCUCGGCCCUCUCACAUUCGUCUUCGCCUCGGCGACAACCCAUCGAUUAUCAGAAUGUAAUUUCGCGUUUAAAAAGAGGGGGGAAACAACAACAAGAAACAAAUAAAUCUUUAAAUUCCCUUCAGUCUAGUCGUCACUAAUCGUCUACUACUCCGAGCUGUGCUACCUUCCAAGUUUACCGCCCAAUCGUUUAGCCAAUAGACAUUAUAAUAUUUUAACCAUCCCUAGAGUAGCGUACAACGAUAGGUACGUGCAAGUUCGCACAAUCAAAUCAUACUAGUUUUGAUAUUUUUUUUAAAACUCAAAACCGUCUAGGUCCAGGACCGCGAUAUUAUGAUUUGCUGUUUAAAUUACAAUAUAUUACCGCGUCGAGGCGAGCGUUUUAACGCCCCCAUAUAUUAUGCCGAAAUAAUAAUACUAUUCUAGCUGUCUGUAAGUGCAAAUAUAAUAAAUAUAGAGCUUCGUCGCAAAACGCUGGCCGCCCCUUUUUAAAAAAAAAAAAGUAUAUAUUAAAUUACGCGUGAAAAUAUGGCACCAACCACAGGAUGUAGAACGCCAACAUGCAGGCCACUGUUAUAAAACAGCCUCCGGUAUUUUUUACUUUUUGUGAAUAACCGCUAUACAAAAAAUACCGUCGUCAUUGUUAGGCGUUCUGCAUUAUUCAUAUUUUUUUUUUUAUGUCGUACUCUUCAAAUAUUAUGUGACAUCUUCAUUAAAAAGAAAAAAAAAAUACAACCAAAAUUCAGCAAUUAAAGUAGGUCAACCGGUCAUACACCAUAUGAACAGUACGGUUUUCAAUUCAUUUGAAACGCGGUUUGUUAACGUUGUGUAGAUUAAUAUGUGAAAAAUAUAAAUUAUUUGGUUUUAACGAAAUGCAACUAUUGAAAACCAACAACUAUAAGAUAGGAUUAUUUUACUUGAACCUUAAUUGGAUUUUGUUGAAUUGAACCGUUACAACGGUUAGUUCGAAACGUCAACAGUUAUUAUUCUUUGUUUAGCAUACAAAGAUAAAAUAUAAAAAGCCGAAGUAAAUAAAACCUAAAGCCCAUCUAUUAUUAAAAUUCUUAUUCUUAAAAGUCAAUCUCUAAAAAAUAUUAAAAGUUGGAUAACUUCAAUAUAAUAUGUAUAUAAAUAAGUUAAUGUGUAAAACGUAAUAUGCAUGUUAUGUACACUUUUUUUUACUUUUGUGUAAAAUGUACAUGUUUACAAACAAACGUGUAAUACUCUGUAUUUGUAAUCAGCUGUCGACCAAUAAAUAGUUAGCAAUAUGUUCCUUCGUUCUUGUAAAAUUUAAAAACAUCUCAAAGCAGACUACAUUAAGCUUACGAAAUUAUAAUUCUAGUACUUCAAUACAUUUUACCUACAUUAUUUUACUUAUUAUAACAGUUAUGAAUUGUAGUUGUAAGUUGUAUUUAUAUAUAUAAUAUUACCAGGUGAUGUUGUCAUUGAGUGGUCAACAUAAUAAACACUUAAUGUCACUUCGAAUAUAAUAUCAUUGAGUAUAUAUUGACAAUAUAUACUCAAUGAUAAUAUUAAUUGUAUUAUAGUAUUAACUUGUACGUUUUUCCACAUACAACUGUUAUCAUCAUUCUGGCAGAAUAAGAACACCGGUUGUCCUUACUUGGUGUUAUUAUUAUUAUAAUAUUUACUAUGUAAAUUUUAAGCGAAAGUUUUGUUUUUUAAUUUUUUUUUUUUUUUGUUUGACCGCAAGUGAUAAAACGGUCUUGUAUAUAUAUCUGUAUUAUUACAAUAUAAUAAAAAGUGUUAAACAAAUAUUUUAGAGUACAUUUACGAUGUCAUCUGUGCAGUGUUAUUGUUGCCAAAUGUUCACUGAAGAGGAAAAGUAAUAAAUUUGUAAUUUUCGCAAUGGGUUUCUACGGUUUUUCUCUAUAUUUUGCUCUAAAAUUAAAUAAAUGGUUGUUCCAACUAAAAUAAAUACGACGUUUCUAUU
This is a messenger RNA of Adelges cooleyi (spruce gall adelgid), 6870 nucleotides long. RefSeq names its product TWiK family of potassium channels protein 7-like. Gene Ontology annotation, cellular component: membrane. The record is from RefSeq and is a predicted model, not a curated record. The coding region runs from base 310 to 1659 and encodes 449 amino acids. Lineage: Eukaryota; Metazoa; Arthropoda; Insecta; Hemiptera; Adelgidae. The transcript has 5 exons. Gene Ontology annotation, biological process: potassium ion transmembrane transport; stabilization of membrane potential. Gene Ontology annotation, molecular function: potassium ion leak channel activity.